AGGCAUCUUCCUGCAGCGUCUCGAGUCUUGAGCCGGAACGAGGUGUUGGGCACUACCCCGCGUUCAAAGUUCACGCGUGCCCCAAAGGGGCGUGUGCGCGCCCUGAACCAUUCCCAGGGAAACGCUUGGUCAGCCCUGCUGAGUAAUCGAAAACAAAGGUGGCCAGUGUGCACGCACGAGCUAGGGUCCCCGGCUCCACGCAAAAGGCCUCCACGGAGCCCAAAGAACAGGAAGGGCCGGCCUGGGUGACAUGUCCCGCUGUCUGGCCCGGGCAGUUCCGCCUGCAGCCCACCCAAGCGCACUUGGCUCUAGGGUUGCCCUGGCUCGCUUGAAAAACAGGAAAAUCCACUCUCCGUGUUGGCCCCGGUCUGCCAUCCUUCGCAGGGGACCUGCAGGUUCGACACGAAGUUAUUCCCUGACUGAGAACAUCCGUUUUUAAAUUCUGUCAGAGGCUGUGUGCACGGUUUCGCCCACCCCUCCCUUCCCCCAAAACUUGGAUUCCGAGAUCACUGACCAUCUUCUUAAGGAGGACCGGCCUGUACAAAUUGUUUUUCUGGACACACUGCCACUGCCAGCCUCUUCCAUUCUCAGAUGCCGGACAAAUGGAACCACCAGAUCUUGGACUGUGAAACUCCAAAACUGCCUUCCUCAGAGUUUCUCAUGUCUCAAUGGACUCGUGAAUAUAACGAGCUCUAUACUUUAAAAGUGGAUAUGAAGAGUGAGAUUCCAUCUGAUGCGCCAAAGACACAAGAGAGUCUGAAAGGGAUCCUUUUGCAUCCAGAGCCCAUUGGGGCAGCCAAAAGUUUUCCUGCAGGAGUUGAAAUGAUUAAUAAUAAAGUGGGGAAUGAAUUCUCUCACUUGUGUGAUGAUACUCAAAAACAAGAGAAGGAUAUGAAUAGUAACCAACAAGAACAAGAAAAACGUGCUGUAAGGAAAAAACGCAAAAGCCAGCAGGCUGGCCCUUCUUACAUGCAGGAUUGUGUUAAGGAGAACCAGGGAAUAUUAGGAUUGCGGCAACACCUAGAACCACCAAGUGAUGAAGAUAAUGAUUCCUCCUUUAGUGAUUGCCUUUCUUCUCCUUCAUCUAGUCUGCAUUUUGGAGAUUCUGAUACUGUGACGUCUGAUGAGGACAAAGAAGUUUCUGUAAGGCAUUCCCAAACCAUUUUGAAUGCUAAAAGCAGAAGUCAUAGUGCACGGUCCCAGAAGUGGCCUCGGACUGAGACAGAAUCUGUAUCAGGAUUGUUAAUGAAAAGACCUUGUUUUCAUAGCAGUUCAUUAAGGAGACUCCCAUGCAGAAAAAGAUUUGUAAAAAAUAAUUCCUCACAGAGGACACAGAAGCAAAAAGAGAGGAUAUUAAUGCAGAGGAAGAAACGGGAAGUGUUAGCCCGAAGAAAAUAUGCCUUGCUUCCGAGUUCCAGUAGUUCCAGCGAGAAUGACCUUAGUAGUGAAUCCUCUUCCAGUUCAUCAACUGAAGGAGAAGAAGAUUUGUUUGUUUCUGCCAGUGAAAACCACCAAAACAAUCCAGCUGCUCCCUCAGGAAGUAUUGAUGAAGAUGUUGUGGUUAUAGAAACUUCCUUCACUCCCCAGGUCACUGCCAAUGAAGAAAUUAAUGUUACCUCAACUGACAGUGAAGUAGAGAUUGUAACAGUUGGAGAAAGUUAUCGGUCUCGUUCAACCCUUGGACACUCCAGAUCUCACUGGAGCCAGGGGUCAAGUUCUCACACAAAUCGGCCACAGGAGCCACGGAACCGCAGUAGAAUUUCUACUGUUAUACAGCCCUUGAGGCAAAAUGCAGCAGAAGUUGUGGACCUUACUGUUGAUGAAGAUGAACCUACUGUAGUACCAACCACUUCUGCAAGAAUGGAAUCACAAACUACUAGCGCUUCCAUUAACAAUUCAAAUCCAUCUACCUCUGAGCAGUCUUCUGAUACUGCUCCAGCUGUCACCAGUAGCCAGCCUUCCACAGUGUCAGAGACUUUAGCUACCCUUACAAGCAAUAGUACAACUGGUACUUCUAUAGCAGAUGAUUCAAGGAGAACUGCUUCUAGUUCUGUAACGGAAACUGGCCCUCCUGCUAUGCCAAGAUUACCUUCCUGCUGUCCUCAACACUCACCAUGUGGAGGAUCAUCACAGAAUCACCAUGCUUUAGGACAUCCACACACAAGUUGCUUUCAGCAGCAUGGUCAUCAUUUUCAACAUCACCACCACCACCACCAUACUCCCCACCCAUCUGUUCCAGUUUCUCCUUCUUUUACUGAUCCUACUUGCCCUGUGGAAAGACCUCCACAAGUACAAGCACCUUGUGGAACAAAUAGUAGCUCUGGUACCAGCUACCAUGACCAGCAGGCUUUGCCAGUAGACCUGAGCAACAGUGCUAUCAGAAGUCACGGGAGUGGUGGUUUUCACGGAGCAUCUGCGUUUGACCCCUGUUGCCCUGUCUCCACAACCCGAGCUGCAAUCUUUGGCCAUCAGGCUGCUGCCGCCGCCCCUAGUCAGCCAUUAUCAAUAGACGGUUAUGGAUCAAGCAUGGUUGCACAGCCACAGCCCCAGCCUCCUCCACAACCUUCUCUCUCAUCAUGUCGACAUUAUAUGCCGCCUCCUUAUGCUUCUUUGACAAGACCACUUCACCAUCAAGCUACUGCCUGCCCACACUCUCAUGGAAACCCACCACCUCAGACUCAGCCUCCACCUCAAGUGGAUUAUGUUAUUCCUCAUCCUGUACAUGCUUUCCAUUCUCAGAUAUCUUCUCAUGCAGCAUCGCACCCUGUGGCACCCCCUCCUCCAACUCAUUUAGCCAGCACAGCUGCACCAAUCCCUCAGCAUCUUCCUCCUACACACCAGCCAAUUUCCCACCAUAUUCCAGCCACAGCACCUCCAGCCCAGAGACUGCAUCCCCAUGAAAUGAUGCAGAGGAUGGAAGUUCAGAGGAGGAGGAUGAUGCAGCAUCCAACUGGUCUUUUUGUGUUCUGUGUUUCCAGGCGGGCACAUGAACGCCCCCCACCCCAUCCACAUAGAAUGCACCCAAACUAUGGUCACGGGCAUCAUAUUCAUGUGCCUCAGACUAUGUCCUCACAUCCUCGACAGGCUCCAGAGAGAUCUGCCUGGGAACUGGGAAUUGAAGCUGGAGUGACUGCAGCUACUUAUACACCUGGUGCAUUGCAUCCUCACUUGGCCCAUUACCACGCACCUCCUCGACUUCAUCACUUACAAUUAGGAGCACUUCCUUUAAUGGUUCCUGACAUGGCAGGCUAUCCUCAUAUCCGUUACAUUUCAUCAGGAUUGGAUGGAACAUCAUUCAGAGGUCCUUUCAGGGGCAAUUUUGAGGAACUGAUUCAUUUGGAAGAAAGAUUAGGAAAUGUCAAUCGUGGAGCAUCCCAGGGGACAAUUGAAAGAUGUACAUAUCCCCAUAAAUAUAAAAAGGUAACAACUGAUUGGUUCUCACAGAGGAAACUACACUGCAAACAAGAUGGGGAAGAAGGGACUGAGGAAGACACUGAGGAAAAAUGUACUAUCUGUUUGUCUAUUUUAGAGGAAGGUGAAGAUGUGAGACGCCUUCCAUGUAUGCACCUUUUCCACCAAGUGUGUGUUGACCAAUGGCUGAUUACCAAUAAGAAGUGCCCCAUAUGCAGAGUGGACAUUGAGGCCCAGCUGCCAAGUGAAAGUUGACACCAUGUUUCGGAACUCUUGCCCUCCCUCACGUUCCCAUCCUUCCUGGUACUGCAGUCAACCAAAGAUGGCAUGACUUACCUGCGCAGAUAUGAAAGCAUUGAACUUAGAGUGCUGGCUCUGCUAUAUGGUACAACUAAUGCUAGCCCUACAAUUUAUGGAUACAGUUGAUUUUGAUGUAUUUAUAAAGCUUUUUUUUUUCUAGAUUUGACAUUUUUCCCGUAUCAUUUUACUGUAUUUUUGCAUGGUUCCUUGUAUUGCAUUUCUUUGCACAUAUUAUGGGCUUGUGACCCUAAACUUGCAGGCAAGAUUAGCUGCUUUAGUAAGUAGAGUUUUGUGGUCUUUGUUUUUUACAUAGUACCAAGCCUUGAGAAUUAUGAAAUUUUUUUAUCCAUUACUAACCUUUAAUUUAAUCAAUCAUGUACUUUAGUUUAAUGUAUAAAGAUCCUCUAGAAAAUGAUAAUAUUGUGUAUUAAGACAUUCCUUAAUUAGGACAAAAUGGCUGCUGUAUAUUUACAAUAUGGAGUUCUGAGUUAAAUAUCAUCCUUAAUACUGGGAACAGACUACAACCCAUAUUCAAUCAGAUGCAGGUGGUAUCCAUAUCACCAGAGUGAUCAAUAGAAAUUUUCUUGGUGUAUCCUUUUCCUCUCAGCACAGUGCAGAUAGAGUUGAAUACUGAUAUCAUACAUUUAGACUGCUGUUCUGAUUGUAUUUAUCUUUUUCCUACAUCAUUUAGAACUUUCUUUCCCUGAUUGAAUUUUGCUGCUGUGAAACAGCUCUGAUGAACACUAAAUAUUAAAUUCAGUUCCUGGAUGUACAUACUUGCAGAUUUAACAAAUUUUAGGGAAAUUGAAAAAGACAUGUAGAGUUUUGUUCAGUCUUCUGCCAAGCAUGAAUAGUGAAGAUAUCUGCUUACAUUGAUUUUGUAAACACAUUUAGUCAAGGUUUAGAAUUUCAGUCAUUAGCAGGUAUCUAUGCAUUCAUAGAACUUCUAAAGGUCCCAGGAUCACUUUUAAGGGAUUUUUAUUAGUCUCAAGAUAAAUAAAGUCAGCUGAAUCUACAUGUCUCUUGUUUUAUUUCUCUCUAAACUUGAAAACAGUAAAUCUGCAGAAACUGUGAGGCACAAAUUAUACUGUCAACCUACUGUUGCUAUGGUUAUAUACUCCCACUUCAUACAUUACCAAGAGUCGAUCACUGAUUUAAAAUUUUUAAUUUCUAUAGUUAAGAUUUACUGCAUAAUAUAGAAUAUAAAGUUAACUUAACAUACUAACAUUUCUCCUUUGGAGGAAGUUUUAAUCCACUUAAGGAUACAUAUUAUCAAAAUACUUUCAUAUACAGGAUAGUCUAAUUUUAUUUGUUUAAAUAUGCUUAAUAUGCCCCAGAUUGCAAAUGCAUCCAGUCAGUACUAUCACUGUCUGUAUGUGGAAGACAUGUUCCCAUGGAUCAUAUGUGAAGAUGUCAAUAAGCUUGCAUUAAGCCACCUGCUUUGUAAGUGGAUUGAUUAAUAAAUAACUUAUAUUUCUAUUGUC
Lepus europaeus (European hare) is the source of this 5195-nucleotide messenger RNA. RefSeq names its product ring finger protein 111 (gene RNF111). Gene Ontology annotation, cellular component: nucleus; cytoplasm. The transcript is spliced from 15 exons. NCBI's taxonomy places the organism in Eukaryota, Metazoa, Chordata, Mammalia, Lagomorpha, Leporidae. The record is from RefSeq and is a predicted model, not a curated record. Gene Ontology annotation, biological process: positive regulation of transforming growth factor beta receptor signaling pathway; positive regulation of DNA-templated transcription; ubiquitin-dependent protein catabolic process. Bases 592 to 3666 code for a protein of 1024 amino acids. Gene Ontology annotation, molecular function: ubiquitin protein ligase activity; SMAD binding; SUMO polymer binding.